AUGCAAUUAGCUCCUUCUCCAGUACAAAUACAUACAUCCUUAGCACCUUCACCUAUUGUCAAUCCGAAACUCAAGUCAACAACAAAAGUUACGAAACAGUCCAACCUUCCACCAAAACGUCCUCGUACUCGAACGUCAUCCCUCACUCCUCUGCAAGCUCAACAGCAAAAAACUCAAUUGCAACAACCCCAAAAAAUCAAAAAAAUCCCCACAAAGGUUGUCAAUAAAGAGGUCUCUCCACGAAAACCUUCCACGUCUUCGGUCGGCUCUAGUCACUUAUCUAAUUUGAAUUGUAUGUCUCCAAGUGAAGUUUCAGUGAACCUUUUGGAUUCGUCCCAAAAAUCUUCGUCGUCAAGACGAUUGUCCGUUGUUUCGACAUCCUCUUCUACUUCUAGCACUCUGUCAGGUCAAAUAUCUCGGCAUCGUUCUCAGCAUGGUAAUACUGGCAAUCCUGCUAUAAAUAAUGUUCCAAGCGUUCCUGAUUUCCCCAAUUGGUUGUCACAACCACCUGUAAGAAAUAGUACAUCACAACAGCCACAACAAACCACUUCAAGGAUAAGUUCUUCACCGCAUAAGAAAUCUCUCGGUGUUACGAGAGCUUCUAAAGACGAAAAUUCCAUGACAUCGGUUUCUUCAGGUCAGCCCGUUCGAAGUAAAUCACGUCAUAAACAGCCUAAAGAAGAAUCAAAACAUGAGCCAACUACUGGCAAUGAGUCAAAACAAAUUAAAAAAGCUAAAUAUAAAGCUGCUACCGAGGAAGCUUUGAAACGAUUUAAUGAUUUGCAAAUGGUGGAGCAUAAAAUUGCUAGUCAAACAAAUGAGGUUAUGGAGAGGAUGAAAAAUCUCUUUCAACCAAAGAGAGAUGAUGCUAGUGACGAAGAAUCUUUCAGUUCAAUGGCAGGCGAGGAUUUAUCAGGAAAACAUGGAUUUGUAGGAAAUGAUAAAUCACGUCGCGCACCUUCUGCUUCAAAACGCACACCAACAACAUCGGUCACGCCGGUCAAGCCAUCAGUGACAAGGCGUACAAGUCAAGAUUCAGAAAGGCCAACGAAGUCCAGUACAUCUGCUUCUGGUAUUGAUCGUCAAAGGACAAGAACUAUAGAUUCAUCAAUGCUCAGCAGUCUCAGAUCAAGUCAUAAUCGGUAUGCUAGUGAAAAUUCAAUUACAACGUCAACUGAAAGAAAGUCAUUGAAGACAGCACGUUCUGAGGAGAGAAUAAGAUCUGCUGCAGAAAAACAAAAAAAGAUAGAGAAACGAAAGACGAUCGAUUCAUCGAUAAAGUCAACUGCACUCGAACAAUUGGAUAGAUUUACAUCUUUUCAAGAUUUUAACUCAAAACGAAGAAGUACAUUUGAUUCCACAUCAUCACCUUUGGACUUUGAUAACGGCGAUUCUCAUCAAUAUGACCUAUCGCCAUCACCUUUAUGGCCGAGUGUGAGCAAAUCAAAGACAAUGCCAAUAACACCACCGCCGUCAACACUUACUUCAAAAUUGCCACCCCCUAUGCCAGUUCGUAGUUCAAGUUAUAAUAGUUCAGAACAAUUUUCACCUUCAUCAAAAAACAAUCAAGGCACGGAUAAUACUCUUACUAGUUCAAUAGAGAAUACUUCUACUACAUCGUCGUCAUCAUCCGCAACUAUGAAACGAAGAAAAUCUAAAAUAGAUCAUGCUAAAUCCGGAUCGCCGAAUUCUCCAAAAACAACUUCAAGUCGAACGACGACACCGACGACGAUCGCAUCACAUCGAUUGUCUCAUCCUCCACCUACCAAAGAUGCACAGCCUCCGCCUCCUGUUCCUAAUAUGCCAAGCAUGUUACCGCAGCCCAAAUUAACUAGAGUUAACGAAGAAAUUCCCCCGGUGCCCGCGAUACCUCAUUCAAUGAAUAGCGAAAAGAAAGUUUCGAUUUCUGCGUCAAGUAAAGGUUAUGAUGAAGUUUUACCACGCGGAAGGAAGGAUAAUAGGAGUACGGAUGGGCAUCGUCCACCGUCGUCUUCAACAAAGAAAAAGAGUCAAAAUCGACCCAGAGGGACGAUGAGCGGUCAACAGCAAAGUGAUAAGAUUAUCAGAAGACAGACCCUUCCAGCAAACAUUGCGGCACCUCAACAAUUGGCUGCACUAACACUUCCUCCGAUGAAUGUACAACCAUUAACAACCGUGAAAAUACCCAAAAGCGUAAAUCCGAACCUUAAGGCAAAAACCCCGACUUCUGAGCACCCCCGAUCCGGAUUGAGAAUACCGACUACUCCAACAGCUUCCGCAAAUACAUUUACAAAACUUCCUACACCUACAGGAAUACAAUCCAGAAUAAUAAAGAGUGGGAGUGGAAUAGCGUCACCUAGCAAAGUAAAUUCUCGAGCUGUACCGGUUUCACCGAAUAGAUCAUACGGCUAUGCUAGUCAGAAAUCGAUAAGUUCUAAUUCGACAUUGAAUACAUAUGGUUCAUCAACGACGACGAUGGUAAUAACGGGUAGGAAAAGUGCUACAACCCCUUGCAAAACAUCAACUUCCGUUGACAAAGCACAUGCUAGUAAUGAAAAAGUUUCAUCAAAAAGCAAGCCGAGAAGGCUAUCAAACUCUUUUAUAAAUCUUUUCUCGAACAAAAAUUCGCACUCGUCCGCUUCAUCUCAUGCAAAAACGAUUCCGAUAACAUCAAGCGCGGCUUCUACCUCAAGUACAACGACAACUCAUUCAAAUCUUCAACCAAAGAAGCUGAAGGUCAGAACGAAUUCUCAACCUGCGCACCCUGUUAUUUCGAACCAUUUAAGCGCUUAUGUUUCGAAGAACACAACCGGUUCUUCUUACCAUAUGGAUUUGGACUCCUCAUCAUCUGCUGCCAGUACUCCAAGCAACUUUGCUCAUACGAGCCAGGACGACGAAUUCACUGUAACGAGUGGGGAAGAGGAGACUACCAGUUUCUUACAUGAAACCGAAAAGAAAGAGAGAGAUCGCAAAGAACAUGAGAGGGAACGUAAAGAACAUGAGACACAAAUGAAGGGAACCCUUCCUAUGAGUCCCCAAUCCGCUUUGAAAUCAUAUGCACCUUACUUGUCUUUAUACGAACGUUCAGAAAUUUUGGAGUAUCCGAAUGUUUAUUUUGUUGGCCCUGAAGCUGCGAAAGCACCUGCAAGCCCGGAGUUAACCGGAUGUAAUUACGGAUUUGAUGACGAAAGAGGCGACUACAAAAUUAUUCCCAAAGACCAUUUGUGUUAUCGAUAUGAAGUUGUUGACACCCUUGGAAAAGGUUCCUUCGGCCAGGUGCUGAAGUGUUUGGAUCACAAGACGGGAGAAUACGUAGCUGUGAAGAUUAUCAGAAAUAAGAAGCGAUUUCACUGCCAAGCCUUGGUGGAAGUUAAGAUUUUGGAAUGCUUGAACAAAUGGGAUCCCGAUGAUACACACAAUAUCAUUCAUAUGAAUGAUCAUUUUUAUUUCCGAAACCAUCUAUGUAUCGCAUUCGAGCUCUUAAGUAUUAAUUUGUAUGAAUUUAUCAAGAGCAGUAACUUCCAAGGAUUCAGCCUUGGCUUGAUUAAAAGAUUUUGCGUCCAGCUUCUUAACUCCUUGUCGUUAUUACAAAGACAUAACAUCGUACACUGUGACUUGAAGCCAGAGAAUGUGCUGCUAAAACAUCCUACAAAGAGCAGCAUUAAAGUUAUUGAUUUUGGUAGCAGUUGUUUCGAGAAUGAAAAGGUCUACACGUACAUUCAAAGUAGAUUUUACCGAUCUCCUGAAGUCAUAUUAGGUAUGACAUAUAAUAUGGCGAUCGAUAUGUGGAGCUUAGGUUGUAUUCUAGCUGAACUGUAUACUGGAUAUCCUUUGUUCCCCGGUGAAAAUGAGCAAGAGCAACUGGCAUGCAUUAUGGAAGUUUUGGGCGUCCCAGAGAAGUAUUUGAUAGAAAAAAGUACUCGCAAAAAACUCUUUUUCGAUUCCAAUGGCAACCCCCGCCCUGUUGUUAGUUCUAAAGGGAAGCGUCGUCGUCCAAGCACAAAAUCAUUGGCGAACGUCUUGAAAUGCCAAGACCAAGUAUUUUUAGAUUUUAUCGCUCGGUGUUUAGACUGGGAUCCCGAGAAGCGAAUGAAGCCUGAUGAAGGUUUAAUGCACGAGUGGAUCACGGAGGUGAAACUUGGCACAAGGAGCUACUUCACAAAUUAUGAGAAUACGCAUCGUCAAGCAUCUCCCUCCUCGGCUCCUGCAUCCAAUAGCGCCGCUUCUGGACGGUAUACAUACGCGCCCUUAAGUGGGUCGAAUGUGGUAGGUUUUUGUGGCGGAGAUAAAUAUGAUAUAUCAAGCAGUGAAGCAGCAGAAUUUCCCGAAAAAAAGGAAAGGGAAUUAUCCUCAGAUGGUGGUUCCAAUCCUUUUGGUGAAAAAAGAAUGUCGUCCUGGUGA
This is a messenger RNA of Funneliformis mosseae, 4380 nucleotides long. The record is from the annotation of a GenBank genome assembly. NCBI's taxonomy places the organism in Eukaryota, Fungi, Glomeromycota, Glomeromycetes, Glomerales, Glomeraceae.